Messenger RNA from Penicillium subrubescens, 1326 nucleotides. Its product is annotated as ICE2 family protein. Gene Ontology annotation, cellular component: perinuclear endoplasmic reticulum; endoplasmic reticulum membrane; cortical endoplasmic reticulum. The coding region runs from base 1 to 1326 and encodes 441 amino acids. NCBI's taxonomy places the organism in Eukaryota, Fungi, Ascomycota, Eurotiomycetes, Eurotiales, Aspergillaceae. Gene Ontology annotation, biological process: endoplasmic reticulum inheritance; septin ring assembly. The transcript is spliced from 2 exons. The record is from RefSeq and is a predicted model, not a curated record.
AUGUGGCUCUUCCGCGUCUUCUCGUCGGCCGUCUUCCUCACCGUGGUCGUCUCCUCGAUCCCUCUAGCCUUCGAUGUGGGCGGCAAAGUAUGCGGUCUGGCCUUUUCGCUAUCACUCGCCACGUUCUAUUUCCUCUUCUCGUUAUUGAAGGUCUCCACCCCCGAGCGCUCGUGGUUCCGGUCCUCUCUGGUUGUCGUGGUUGGCUCCACCCAAUGGAUCCUGAUCCCGAUUCUGUUGAUCUGGUCGUUGAAUCGCUUCUCGGUCGAUGGGGAUAGUACCGGUGGAUGGCUCGAGCGCACGUUCACGGGGCAGAGGGCGGCGGAUAGUUCAAUCCAGGAGUGGCUCUUUGGUCGGGAUGGUUUGGUGGAGUCGGUGACUCUAGGCAACUGGGAUCGACUGCUGCGCUGGUCCACCCCCGUGUUCCAGCUCGUAGAGGGCUUCUGCAGUUUACUGGUUAUUCAAGCCGCGGGUCAAAUUACUCGAUGGCUGGUAAAUCGAGGCGGGCGAAGUGACAGCUGGAUGAUUGGCCUCCUUGUUCUCUCCGCGACCGUCAUCUCCAGCUCGGUAUACUUCCUCUGGCGCGUUCUCCAGUUCCCCGAAAUUUCCAAUGUCGAUGCGGCCCUGAUUGGUGUUUCAAUCACAUGUGCGGUCAUUUUGUGUGCGUGGGGUAUUGGCAGUGGACGCGGAAACCCCGUGGAGAGCUCUCUGCUCUUCGCCUACAUUGUCCUCUGCAUCUAUCAGAUCUUUACGGAUUACCAGCCCUCGUACCCGAUCGAGCAGGUUCCUUCGCCUGCGCAGGCGGGUGAUUUCCCUCCACUUCCUCCGAUUAUCAUGGCAUCGUAUACCACCCUCAUGCAUGCGCUGUCUCUGCUACCUUCGAUCAUCCACGCCGCGUUCAACGUCAUCACUGCCGUCUUCAGCGCCGUUACCCCGUCAGUUUUGAUCUCUCUCGCAUACCGGUUACUCGUGUUGUAUGCGUCGACGCGCAUCAUUCCCGCCGUGCGAGAAUCUGGAGCCCGCGCGCUCUCGCAGGAGGCCUCUCUGGAUGAUACCGAUGCAGCGGGCCAGGUUCUAGGCUACCUGAGCUAUUUCGCCCCGACUAUUCUCAUUGCUGUCUACACCAGUCUGCUGAUGCAGCACUUCUCAUCUGCAUCGCAAGCCAUGGGUGGCAGUGGUGAGUGGUGGAGCAGCCAAGGAGGCGGCGGGGGCAACCUUUGGAGGUGGAUCAACCUUGCCUGUACAAUGGGUCUCUAUGCCGUUGAGCUUUGGCUCGGAGAGAAUGACGAUCUCGAUAAUGGUCUGGCCGGUCAUUGGAAGACUGAUUGA